Pararge aegeria (speckled wood butterfly) is the source of this 2578-nucleotide messenger RNA. RefSeq lists its product as uncharacterized. The transcript is spliced from 5 exons. NCBI's taxonomy places the organism in Eukaryota, Metazoa, Arthropoda, Insecta, Lepidoptera, Nymphalidae. Bases 169 to 1404 code for a protein of 411 amino acids. The record is from RefSeq and is a predicted model, not a curated record.
UGCGUUAAGUACGAAUACGAAAUUUACUUUUGUUUACAAUGUUCCGGGCUUGACUAAUAACAACUAUAAUCGCAAAGCCAUUAAAAAGAAAUAUCAGAAUAGCGAUUAUUUAUUGAAUCUAAAUUUAAUUAAUGUUUUUAGUUUUUAAUUUAAUUUAAGACAAAAAUAAUGUGGUUUAAACCGUUCCUUAUACUACUUUUACUUUUACUAAAUAUUGCAUGGGCGAAAUGUGACGGUCAAGUAGGCCCAGAUCCUUGGGAUUAUGUGAGUAAGGCGAAUCCUGUUUAUGAUGAUAUACCACCUGACCUCAGAAGUAUAUCUAUCAAGAAGGUACAAACAAAUAACAUUGGUGAAUGGUUUUACAAACGAAUACUGGCAAUUGUAUUAAAAGGAGGCCUGCUAAAGAAAAAUGAAGAUGGUAGUGUUGAUAUUUCUCUGCAAAUGCGAUACAGCUCUGAACAUUGGAAUGUCCUAGAAGAAUACAUAACUACCAAUAAAGUGCUUACAGAGGAUAUGUUUAGACGUUCCAUGGGAUAUGUGGAAGAAGCUAUAUAUAAACCUACUAUCACUGAAAAAAUUUCUAUGGCAUGGACAGAAUAUAUUCAAGUCUAUUUAAUAGAGUAUAAGGUAUAUAUUGUAUGGACUUCAAGUAUUCUGGCAGUUAUAGGUUCAACAAUUUGGCUAGUUCACCAUAUUUCACAUAAACAUGUAAUCAUAUUUGUAGCUGUUGCAUUUUACAUGUAUGAAGUUUUUGUGUCAUAUAAGGAAGCGGAAAAACAAGAACUAGAUAGGUUCAUAUCGGCAAUGAAUACAUGUAAAUGGUUUAUUUGGAGUUCUACUUGUGAAGUAUCACCACCUGAUCCAGUAAUAUUUUUAAAACAUAUGAAUCCACUUAAAAUUGGCGUCAGAAUGUUUAGUGUCCUGUUGACAGAGCCUAUGAUAACUAUUGGUGACACUAUUAAGACUCUAACACAUGGAAUAACUGAUGGACUGUGGUUCCCUUUUGAUAAAAUAAUGUAUGGAAUACUUAUGGUAACCUUCAAUGCCUUAAUAAUAUUUUUGUUAGUUAUGAUAAUUUUUAAUUACAUUUUAAACAUUCCAUUUAAUUUAAGCUUUUUGGGUAUAUUUAGCAUAGGUUUGAAGCAACGAAACAGAUCGAUUCCAAAAGUCUUUCCUGUCAGUCAUUCAACUGAUACACAUAGAAAAGAAAGUGCUGAUAGAAUCAGUGGAGAAACUCUAACAAAGCUACUAAAUGUUUGCGCUAAGGCACUUGAUACUACACAAUCUGCAAAAGUAGUUAGUAUAAGUAAUGGUUUUAGUCAGGGUUCAAAGUUAUCAAUUGCAGAAAAGCCCAUGCGAAGAUCUGCUAGUACAAGUCGCUUGCCAAAUGUUGUGGGCAACUGAAAGCAAUAAGAUUUUAAAAGUCCAAUUGUUCAAAUGCCACUAUAUUUAAUCAUGGUAGCACAAUAAUAAUUAUUUUUAUAUUUAGACAUCAAGUCACUAAAAUAACUAGUUAAGAUUUGUUGUAUAUUAUACUUUGUUUUGUACCUUAACUAACUUACAAACAAUAAUAUAAUUGAUAAUAUUGUUUGUAUGAUGGUGCCAAUUGUGUUGUUCACAACUCUUUAACUAAUCGUAGUAAAAAGGAGGGCACAACUUUAAGACCUGUCAAUGUAUUUAUUCAGUUUAGAGAACAGCAGAAUUGGCACAACUGUGCGGCAUUGAUUAAUAAUUCUUUUUUAUCUUUAGUUUUAGUAUUUAACCUGUGAUCUAAUAAUUGUAGGUAGGAUUUAAUGAAUUAAAAAUAGUUUAUGGUAUUAAUUCCGUUGUACUAGAAGAAAUAUCAAAACUAAGUUAAAUUGGAAAAUCUAAAAAUAGUGAUAAAGAUACAUCACUAUUUUAGACAGAACAAUUUAGUUUAGUUUAUCUAUUUGUAUACAACAGUAUUGGCAUUAAUGAAACUAUUAGUUUAAGUUUUACGAUUGUUUUGUAAAAAUGGGCCUUAUAAAUAAACAAGUUAUUCGUAAUAAUGUUUUUUAAUUAAAUUUUGUGAUGCUUAGUGAGAAGUGUAUGAAAUAAUAAAUUAUAGGAUUUGAAAACAUUCAGUACAGAAUACACAAGAAGCAAUAUUAAAUUUAAAAAAUAAAACUAUACAAUUACAGUACCUAGUUAAGAAGCAAAUUCUUAAUCUCGUUUAAGGUACUUACAAUCUAAAUGCUAUUUAUUGGUCAACAAACAUUCGCAAUCUCAUAAUAAGUAACAUCAUAACAAAACAUUAUCAAUAUAUACAACUAUAGGCAUAUGGAAUGAUCAGAGUUCAAUGAACCUCGAGUCAAGCUUUAACCAUAUUCUUUAACAUCACUAUACCCAACUACACUAUCUAAAUGGACUAAUCACUCUAUGAACUGGUAAAUGAACCUAAAAGAACAAUGUUUUUCUCAUGAUCAAAAUAUUAAGAUAUAGCCAAAAUGUAUAUAAAUGAUUUACUGGUUGUGUUAUCAACUUUUAGUUUUUAAGACACUUUCACGAAACGAAAGCAAGAAAAUAGUGGCGAUAUAAUAAAUCGGAUUGUUCUAUA